AUGUCUGAGACGGAUCAGAACGAUGCAUUUCCUUGGCACUUGGGGGUGUUCGACGCCCAUUGUCACCCCACUGACACCAUGUCAUCCAUUGCGGAAAUCCCCCAAAUGAAAGUAUUGACAUUAACAGUCAUGUCCACUCGCGGGGAGGACCAGGACUUGGUGCUUCAGACCGCUACAUCCUUGACCCAGGGGCCUGUGCUACCGUGCUUUGGCUGGCACCCAUGGUUCUCGCAUCAAAUCAUCGACGAUACGACUGGUUCGCCCAAGACCGAUGAAAGUACCUCACCAAUUGAGCUGAAGAAGCUGCACUAUAAGAAGGUCCUUACUCCAGAGCCAGAUGAUGACUUCAUCCUGUCGUUACCUGAUCCAAAGCCGCUGUCAGAGUUGCUGUCGGAAUCUCGAGCACGGUUGCUGGCGUAUCCUCGUUCUCUUGUGGGUGAGGUUGGCCUUGAUCGUGCGUUUAGGCUUCCCAAGGCGUGGACCGAGGAGGAAAAAGAAACUCGGGAUGAGCGAAUGACCCCUGGAUCUCGGGAAGGUAGACAGCUUUCGCCGUAUCGUGUUCAGUUGGCGCAUCAAAAAGCCGUCUUGGAGGCUCAGUUGCGGCUAGCUGGGGAACUUCAGCGGCCAGUUUCUGUGCAUAGCGUUCAAGCUCAUGGGGCGGUCUUUGACCUUUUGAAGGCCCUUUGGUCUGGCCAUGAGCGAAAGAACGCCUCACGACGGGAGAGACGCCGACGUUAUAGUGUUCCAGAUGCGCAUGCAGAGAGCGAUGCGGAGGAUGAACGAAUGCAACAGAAGCCUGCAAAGUCAGAUGAAAAGUCUCUCCCAUUCCCACCACGGAUCUGCAUGCAUUCUUAUUCCGGGCCGGUGGAGCCAUUGAAGCAAUUUCUGCAUCAAUCUAAUCCGUCAGACGUCUACUUCUCCUUCUCUUCUGUGAUAAACUUCGGCGGACCUUCGUCACAGAAGGUCAUCAACGUUAUCAAGGCUUUGCCUGAUGAUAGAAUACUCAUCGAGAGCGAUCUGCAUACGGCUGGGCAACAGAUGGAUGACUUGCUGGAGGAAAUUGCUAGGCAGAUCUGCAAUAUCCGCGGGUGGGAGUUACAUCAAGGCGUUCGGCAGCUCGCUGAAAACUGGAAGAGGUUCGUUCUUGGAUGA
Molecule: messenger RNA, 1152 nt
Organism: Aspergillus niger
Lineage: Eukaryota; Fungi; Ascomycota; Eurotiomycetes; Eurotiales; Aspergillaceae
Exons: 2
Coding region: 1-1152 (383 amino acids)
Molecular function (GO): hydrolase activity, acting on ester bonds
Source: RefSeq, a predicted model, not a curated record